Messenger RNA from Oenanthe melanoleuca, 4698 nucleotides. RefSeq names its product phosphodiesterase 4B (gene PDE4B). Bases 1542 to 3035 code for a protein of 497 amino acids. NCBI's taxonomy places the organism in Eukaryota, Metazoa, Chordata, Aves, Passeriformes, Muscicapidae. Gene Ontology annotation, molecular function: transmembrane transporter binding; 3',5'-cyclic-AMP phosphodiesterase activity. Gene Ontology annotation, biological process: signal transduction. The transcript is spliced from 10 exons. The record is from RefSeq and is a predicted model, not a curated record. Gene Ontology annotation, cellular component: nucleus; cytosol; perinuclear region of cytoplasm.
CGAGCUCCGAGCGCCUGUGCGCAGCUUUUGGGAGCUGAUGCUCCAGCUCGGCUCCAGCAUCUCCCGCAGCCCGCCCGUCCCUGGCACAGCCCGGGCACAGCCCCGGGCACAGCCCCGGGCAGCCUGGCAGCUCCCAGCCCGCUCCUGCCCCUUCAGGGAUCCCAGACAGCGCUCCCAGUGCCCGCUGGAGUUGUCACAGUCGCAAAUUCCCAGCCCCGUGCCCGUCGCAUCCAAGUCCUUGCUCAGCUGAGAUGGUCUUAAACCCACCUCUGCACCACCCCCAUGUUGAUGUUAUUUUUUUUUCUGAUUGGAAAUGACUGCAAUCAGAAAUGAUGAAUCAGAGACUGAAUUUAUGGGAAAAAGUUGAGCAAAGAAAUGCCAUGUUGUUUCACCUUCCUCUUCUGGUAGUGAUUACCACCGUGUGCAGGGGCAAAGGAAGCAGUAAAAGUUUUACAGACCGAGCUUUCAAGAAAGAAAUAUUAUUUUUUUCUUUUGACUUUGUGUCGAGGGAACCCUGGAUGAAAGUUGAGAAGGGUUCAGGCUGCACAUCCAGUGUGAACACGACGCCCUUAAGUUUGAGGUUACUUCUUUUUUUUCUCUUUUCUGAAUGACAAAUCUGGCCUCGUGAAGGUGAAACUAAAUUGCUUUUGUAGCACUUUAAAGUUGCGAUACUCGGGGUGCAGAUGUCUUGCAACUGGCUCGAGCAAAAGCUUCCUGAAACUUUGUUCUUUCACAACCCCUUUCUGAAAUGUCUGCGCUUUUUUUGGUCAACUUCCAGUUUCACAGUUCUCAGCUGUGAAAGAGAAGCAUGAAAUGGCCUCACACCUCGCUUGCCUUCGCUCUGGAGCUGUAAAUAUUGUCACAAAUCACGGCACGGUUUGGGUUGGAAAGUUUGGUUUCAGUGCCUGAUGAUUUUUUGGGGGGAUUCGUGGCGUUUUGGGGGGUUUGGUGGCAGAUGAUGAGCACAGCGGUCCGGCAGCGCUGGGUCGCUCCUGCAUCUCCAGGAGGAGGCUGCAGCCUCCCUUCCCCGCUCCGAGCAUCCCGUCCCAGCGCCGGCUCCGCUCCGGGGCAUCUCCAUUUGUCACCGGCAAACAGCGAAGCCGGCAGAUGUUUUGAAAACAGGAUGCUGGGGCUGCGCAUUAUUAAAGAAAAAACGGAAAGAGAAACAGUCUAGAUAGGAAGAAAGCAAAUGGGCUCGGCAUGCUCCCAAGCGCAGCAGCAGAAUAAACACUGACCUAUCUUCCUGACCUCCGCUCUCGCCAGUUCCUGGCCCCGUGCCACCCAAGCCAAACUACGUCAUUUGAGCCUGAUAGUAGGCAUGGCACAGCUGUUGCAAGUGUGACUCGAAUUUCCUGUCUCCUUCCUGACAGACGUAGUUUAGAAAAUCCAGAGUUGCAACAACAGCGCCGAGAGAGGCAGAGAGGGAGGCUCUCGGCAUCCGUGCGCGCAGGGGCAAAAAAAAAAAAAAAAACCCCAAAAACUAAAAAAGGAGGCAGCGGAGGGGGAAGAGCCAUGCGGGACGGCAGCCGGGCUUUGAGCUGAUGGGGUUCGGCAGGCAGCGAUUAAAACAUUUCAAGAGGAUGCUGAACCGGGAGCUCACCCACCUGUCCGAGAUGAGCCGCUCCGGCAACCAAGUGUCCGAGUACAUUUCCAACACUUUCCUGGACAAGCAGAACGAUGUGGAGAUUCCUUCCCCCACCCAGAAGGACAGGGAGAAGAAGAAAAAACAGCAGCUCAUGACCCAGAUCAGUGGGGUGAAGAAAUUAAUGCACAGCUCGAGCUUAAACAACACCAGCAUCUCACGGUUUGGGGUGAAGACAGAAAAGGAAGAUCACCUGGCCAAGGAGCUGGAAGACCUCAACAAGUGGGGCCUGAACAUCUUCAACGUGGCCAGGUACUCCCACAACCGGCCGCUGACGUGCAUCAUGUACGCCAUAUUCCAGGAGCGGGAUCUGCUGAAAACCUUCAAGAUCUCGUCGGACACGCUGGUGACGUACAUGAUGACCCUGGAGGAUCACUACCACUCAGACGUGGCCUACCACAACAGCCUGCACGCUGCUGACGUGGCCCAGUCCACCCAUGUGCUGCUCUCCACCCCUGCCCUGGAUGCUGUCUUCACGGAUCUGGAAAUCCUCGCUGCCAUUUUCGCAGCAGCAAUCCACGAUGUGGAUCACCCCGGGGUCUCCAACCAAUUCCUGAUCAACACAAAUUCCGAGCUGGCCCUGAUGUACAACGACGAGUCCGUGCUGGAGAACCAUCACCUGGCCGUGGGCUUCAAGCUGCUGCAGGAGGAGCACUGUGACAUCUUCCAGAACCUGACCAAGAAGCAGCGCCAGACCCUCAGGAAGAUGGUGAUUGACAUGGUGUUGGCCACUGAUAUGUCCAAGCACAUGAGUCUGUUGGCUGAUCUGAAGACUAUGGUGGAAACUAAGAAGGUGACCAGCUCAGGAGUUCUCCUGCUGGACAAUUACACAGACAGAAUACAGGUUCUGAGGAACAUGGUGCACUGUGCAGACCUGAGUAACCCCACCAAGUCCCUGGAGCUGUACAGGCAGUGGACAGACAGGAUCAUGGAGGAGUUCUUCCAGCAGGGAGACAAGGAGAGGGAGAGGGGGAUGGAAAUCAGCCCCAUGUGUGACAAACACACAGCCUCCGUGGAAAAAUCCCAGGUGGGAUUCAUCGACUACAUCGUGCACCCUCUGUGGGAGACCUGGGCUGACCUGGUGCAGCCCGACGCCCAGGACAUCCUGGACACCCUGGAGGACAACAGGAACUGGUACCAGAGCAUGAUACCUCAGAGCCCCUCCCCUCCCCUGGAGGAGCGGGGCCAGGACUGCCAGGGCCUGAUGGAGAAGUUCCAGUUCGAGCUGACGCUGGAGGAGGAGGAUUCGGACGGGCCCGACAAGGAGGGCGAGAGCCUGGGCUACUUCAGCACCACAGAGACGCUGUGCACGGCCCAGGCGGGCCAGGAGGAGCCCCAGAGGGAGGCCACCAUCGAGAUUGUGACAGAAGACACGUCUCCUGUGGACACAUAAUGGCCCGGCCCCGCGGGAGUGGCUUUGAAACACUUGCGGGGCGCGAGCAGCCCCUGCGGCGGGGCUGGGCUCUGCUGGGCUGCCAGAGCCCCCAGCUGCCCCAGCUGGAGCCAGGGCACGGACAGGGCAGGGGAUGAUUGCUCAGGAAAUGCAGUGCACGGCUGGCUGCUUGUGCUUUGAGCCUCGUGGGCCCAGAGCUCCCGGAGCUGGGCCCGGGGCGGCGCUGACACACAGCUGGGAGAUUUUCUACUGUUAGUUCUGGAGUUCAUACCAGUUAGAGUGAUAGAAACUACUGAUCAAUAACUCAUAUCCAACCUGUCCACCUGUCUGCAGACCUGUGUGCCUUCUUUGUAAACACUUUCAUGUCUUUUCCAGAGUCUCUUGAUCCAACACACGGAGCUUGGUAGUUCAAAAGCGACACAAGGUGUUCGGGAAUCGACGGCCACUUUUUGGAUUCUUCCUGUUACCAGAAGCAGUCUUCCUUUUUUUUCAUGGGCAAUACCUGUCACUUUAUUGCAGUUAAUCACUUUGACAGACUAAACAGAAGGGGAAACCCUCUGCUUUGCAUUGCUGCACCUUCAGUGUGUUCUUAUUCCCCCCGGUGACCCGUCGGGGGUCGCUCGGUGCCGUCGUGCGCCCUUCCCUCGCUGGGAUUUUUCCUCCCUGGGGUUUGGGUUUGUGGUGAGCAGGACAGAGGGCAGUUUUUGGGUUUUUUUUUAUCUCAGUCCAUCCCUGAGUAAGCGUGGCAAGGCAGCGUGUGGCACGCCCUCCCCCUCGGCAGCUCCCCGGAAUUUGCACGCUCGGAUAUUUGUGUUUCUCUGGCCUCUCGUCCACGUUCCCUAGGUUUAGAUCCAUCCUCCUCCUGCACUGCCUCGAGCUUUACCACCUCCAUUACUGUUUAUAACAGUGUAUUUAUUACCUACUGUACAUACUGUAAUGUUUUGUAAGUUAUUAAUUUAUAUGAAUUAGCAUCGCCUGUCGGCGGCGAUGCUAAUGGGGUAGAAAACUCGGAAUAAGAGUUGCCUUUUUUUUUUUUUUUUUUUUUUCUUGUAACCUUUUGUAUUGCAUAAAGUCCCAGAACCUGAACAUAGCUGAAGAGACAGACACAACCCAGGAAGGGCAUUCGGGUGGCAGCCGCCCGUGGGGAGGGGACAGCUCAUCCCAGGGCAGCAAAUUUGGGAAUUUGCCAGGAGCACAGAGAGGGGGAACCGAGAACAAAGAGCUCCCCACGCCCGGGCCGGCUUUUCAAUGUCACAAUGUUCCAAUUUCUGAACAACCCAAUGUGAAUUUCUAUGACAUUAAAAAAAAAAAAAAAAAAAAAAAAAAAAGAGAAAAAGAAAAAAAAAAAAGUGAACUGAUGUAAUAAUUGUGCUGUGAAACUUCCUCUGACAAAGCUUGUCCGGCAUCGUGAGCGGUGUCAAUCUCAGUUUGUAAAAUAUGUUUCAAGCUUUUUGGUCCAACUCGUGACUAAUUAGUUCAUGACAAUAGCACAGUUGUGCAUGAUCAAUGGGUUUGUUUGUCUGUUGAACACUGCAUUGUUCCAGGUGGUUAUUUUAUUGUUCCCCAAAGUUUCACACUAUGUAUGUUAUAGUAUUCUAUAUUGUGUUCAGACGCAUUCUUAAGAGAUUUUUAUAUGAAGUGAAUAAAUGAAAGCAUGACCCAG